AUGAACGUCCAGCCCAUCCAGGCCAUUGAGGAGGUCAACAUGUUCAAAGAGGACGGCAACGUUAUCCACUUCGGUGCUCCCAGAGUCCACGCCUCCGUCCCCUCCAACACCUUCGCCCUCUACGGUAACGGCGAGGAGAAGGAACUCACCGAGCUUGUCCCCGGUAUCCUGAACCAGCUUGGUCCCGACAGCCUUGCCUCGCUCCGCAAGCUCGCCGAGAGCUACCAGAACAUGCAGAAGAACCAGGCCGGUGGUGAGGGCAAGAAGGACGACGAGGAGGAUGAUAUCCCCGAUUUGGUUGAGGGCGAGAACUUCGAGAGCAAUGUUGAGUAA
Messenger RNA from Aspergillus chevalieri, 333 nucleotides. RefSeq names its product nascent polypeptide-associated complex subunit family protein (gene EGD1). The coding region runs from base 1 to 333 and encodes 110 amino acids. Gene Ontology annotation, cellular component: cytosol; nascent polypeptide-associated complex. The record is from RefSeq and is a predicted model, not a curated record. The transcript has 2 exons. NCBI's taxonomy places the organism in Eukaryota, Fungi, Ascomycota, Eurotiomycetes, Eurotiales, Aspergillaceae.